GCAUUUUUAGUACAGUUUUUCCUCUUCAACAAAACAAUCUUUUACACUCUGAGCACUACCAGUAGACCCCGAAGACCUGAAGACUCACGACACUGACGUAAAUCUGAGCACGUUUCAGGAAUGGCCAGAAAUCUUGGACGAUUUCUGGUUCUGAUUCUUCUGGUAUCCAUCUGUGAUGCUGCUUCCGUCUUUCAACCGAUCUCCGAUUCUCACCGAUCUGCGGCUCUAGAGCUCUUCACGCCUGUCAACGGAUCUUUUGGAAGUUUAGAAGAGACAUAUGAGGCGCUGAGAACAUUUGAGGUCUUGGGAGUUGAAAAUAAGUCUGAUGUAAGACAUGCUAGUUGUGCGUCAGUAUCAAAGACACUCGAGUCAUCCUCUUCUUCUCUCAAGGAUUUAUUCUUUGCUUUAAAAGUUAAUGGCAUCCUGAAAUGCAAGAUAAACGAGAAAGCGUUAGAGGGCAUAAUUUCAAGACUUAAAGCUGCCAUCAAUGAUGCAAAUUCGUUGCUUGACUUGUACCAUUCAAUAGGAAGUUUAGUGCUUAUGAAGGAGCAGUCAUUGAAAGCUGAUCUACAUCUUUCUGAUGCUAAGGGAGUUUUUCAUUCCAUCAAGGCUCUCAGCCAGAGUGAUGGCAGGUGGUGCUAUAGUUCUAGUAAUCCUCAGUCUAGUGCAUAUGCUGCUGGAAUUGCACUUGAAACGCUGGCUGGAGUUGUCUCAUUAUCAUCUUCUGAAAUUGACCAAUCUAUGAUUGGUGCACUAAGGAAUGAUGUGCUUAAGCUUUUUGAUGGAAUCGAGAAGUAUUAUAAUGGAGCCUCUUACUUUGAUGAGAAACUUAUUGAUUCACAUGAGAAUCAAGGUUCUAUUUCAACUACCUCAUCAGUUGUUAGGGGGAUAACAGCAUUUGCGGCAGUCACAGAAGAAAGUCUGAAUCUUCCUGGGGAUAAAAUACUGGGUUUGGCUAGAUUCUUCCUUGGAAUUGGAAUUCCUGGCGAUUCCAAAGACUUCUUCAACCAGAUAGACUCCUUAGCUUGCUUGGAAAACAAUAGAGUCUCCAUCCCAUUGAUUCUAUCACUUCCAUCUACGGUGCUUUCUUUGACUAAGAAAGACUCACUCAAGGUUCGGGUUAACACUGUCCUUGGAUCAAGUGCACCUCCUCUAACAGUCAAACUUGUGGGAGCUUUGGGUUCAAAGGACACAUCCCUAAUUGACAGCCAGGAACUUAAGUUCAAUUCUGAGACUGGAGUUCACAUCUUGAAUGAUUUGCCAAAGAGCAUUGAUGUUGGAAGUUACAUGUUUACUUUUGAGAUCGUGCUUCAUGAAUUGGAGCCUGAAGAGGUUUAUGCUACCGGAGACCAAACAAAAGUACCAAUAUUUGUCACAGGGAUUGUCAAAAUCGAAAAUGCAGAAAUUGCAGUACUUGACAGUGAUCUAGGGAGCAUAGAAACACAGAAACAGCUAGAUUUAGCUGGGAACAAUAUUGCAUCAUUAUCAGCGAACCAUCUCCAGAAGCUGCGCCUAUCCUUUCAAUUGACAACUCCUAGGAGACAUGCUUUUCAGCCACACCAGGCAUUACUCAAAUUGAGGCAUGAGUCCAAGGCUGAGCACAUCUUUGUGGUGGGAAGCUCUGGAAAACAGUUUCAGUUGGUUCUGGAUUUUCUAGGGUUGGUUGAGAAAUUCUUCUAUCUCUCAGGUAGAUAUGACAUUGAGCUCACCGUAGGUGAUGCUGUCAUGGAGAACUCUUUAUUGCGUGCUCUUGGCCACAUUGAAUUAGAUAUACCAGAACCGCCUGAGAAGGCACCCCAUCCACCUUUACAGCCUGUUGAUCCUUACUCAAGAUAUGGGCCCAAAGCAGAAAUAACACACAUCUUCAGGGCCCCUGAAAAGCGCCCUCCUAAGGAGCUAUCUCUUACUUUCUUGGGUCUUACCAUUUUACCUUUACUUGGAUUCUUGAUUGGGCUCUUGCGUUUAGAGGUGAACCUAAAGAACUUUCCAACAAAAGCUGCACCUGCUACAUUUGCUCUUCUCUUCCACAUUGGCAUUGGAGUAGUUCUGUUGCUGUACGUGCUUUUCUGGUUGAAGUUGGAUCUAUUCACAACACUGAAAGCACUCGGUCUCUUGGGAGCUUUCCUCGUGUUUGUUGGACAUAGAAUUCUCUCCUACUUGGCUGCGACAUCAUCCAAGUUGAAAUCUGCCUGAGAAGAAUGAAGAAAUUUCUGCUUUAGGGAUGGCAGCAGGACACUGAGAAAUUUUCUUUAUGUCGAACAUUUUAACUCAAUUUUGUAGGACUCCUUUCUAGAAAAAUCAAUUUAUAGUUAAGAAUCUUAGUUAAAGUUCUAACAUGAAAGAAUUUGUACACUUCGUCUUUAGAUACUACUCCUUGACGUUAUAUUCAAUCACUCUAUUACAGAAAAUGGAUUUGAAGCAUAUCUUUCUAGUGCAACAUGUUGAGUGU
Messenger RNA from Rubroshorea leprosula, 2449 nucleotides. NCBI's taxonomy places the organism in Eukaryota, Viridiplantae, Streptophyta, Magnoliopsida, Malvales, Dipterocarpaceae. The record is from the annotation of a GenBank genome assembly.